Colletotrichum destructivum is the source of this 1560-nucleotide messenger RNA. RefSeq names its product Putative copper acquisition factor BIM1-like domain-containing protein. Lineage: Eukaryota; Fungi; Ascomycota; Sordariomycetes; Glomerellales; Glomerellaceae. The record is from RefSeq and is a predicted model, not a curated record. The coding region runs from base 393 to 1091 and encodes 232 amino acids. The transcript is spliced from 3 exons.
UUCCUCCUUCUCUUUUCCCUCUUGACGAGUUAUUACAAAGCAUUGUUCUUUGGCGAUUUAGUUUAUAUCUUUCAGAACAAGAACUACGUUGAACCCCUUUCUCAUCGAGAUAGUUGUAAAGCACACAACCAAACCCGAGACAACCAUCGAAAGACUGCCGGACAUAUCCCGAGAUACGCACAGGACCAACCCCAUCGACGUUCAAAUCAGCAAGCGGGGCCAGAGUUGGACGUACGGACUGUGGCACGAAGAGCAGCUCGAAGCACGGGUUUUCAACUGAGAGGGAGAUUGGGGAAGAAGAGGUCCUGAACCUUUCGCCGGACGGGAACACAUUGUCGACUUUCGACACAGACCUCACCUAUACACAGACACAAACUCACAUCACCGCCAAGAUGCUCUUCUCAACACUAUCAGCCCUCGUUCUCGCGGCGACGGCAUCCGCCCACAUCGUCAUCUCCUACCCGGGCUGGCGCGGCAACAACCUCAUCACCAACGAGACCUACCCCUACGGCAUGCAAUGGACAUACCCAUGCGGCGGCCACAGCGUCACGAAGAACCGCACCUACUGGCCCACGACCGGCGGCGCCAUCGCCUUCCAGCCCGGCUGGUUCCAGGGCCACGCGCAGGCCUUCAUGUACGCCAACAUGGGCUUCGGCACCGACGGCCCGGACGGCGGGCCCGCCAACAUGUCUCACCCCAUGGUCCCCGUCUUCCAGAUCCUCGGCCCCAGCAAGAACCCCUACCCGGGCACCGUCUGCCUGCCCCAGGUGCCGCUGCCGGUGAACACCACCGUCAAGGCCGGCGACCACGCCACCAUCCAGAUCGUCGAGCUCGCCAUGCACGGCGCCGCGCUGUUCUCGUGCGUCGACAUCGAGUUCGCCGAGCCCGGCGACCCCAAGAUCGCAAAGGUCAACGAGACUAACUGCUUCAACUCGACCGACAUUGGCUUCGCGGACGUCUUCACCAUCACGACAAGAGAGUCGGGCCAGGGCUACGUCGCGGCGACGUCUGGCGCCGCGGGGCUGCGAUCCGCGCUGGGGACGGCCGGCUGGGUCCCGCUCGUCGUCGGGGCGCUCUGGGCGGCGCUGUAGUCGCCUUCCCACCCCCGUUUUACUCUCUCCCACGACAGGGCGAGAUCGGGUUAAGGGUGUCUUAUUGAACGAAGCGACGUUGGGAGGUGAUUUGUGGGCGGAUUGAAAUUAUACUAUACUAUACCUCUUGGGGAUGACAUAUCUUGUACAUCUCGGGCAUAAAAGAUGGCGUUUUUUUCUGUUGUUUGAUUCCUGUACUGGAGGGGGGCGGGAGCAAACUUCUUCUUGAGACGAGCGUUCGCAGCUGACGUCGAAGUCGUCGCAUUAUUUCCCUCUUAUUUUAUUCUUUACAAUUUUAUCAAACAUGUCCUCGACCCGGAUCUUCUAUCCGGGUCCGAGAGGGAAAGGGAGGGGGAGUCCUUUUGUAUCCCCUCUCUCAAUGAUGGGUUCAAGGACCCAGCGACGGUACUCGCUCAUCGCGAGUCGAAUCCAAUCUACAUUCAAAGUUCAAAAUCUAGGGAAGUCAACC